Messenger RNA from Mobula hypostoma (lesser devil ray), 6002 nucleotides. It is a transcript of the gene tmbim1a, whose product is annotated as transmembrane BAX inhibitor motif containing 1a. The coding region runs from base 186 to 1175 and encodes 329 amino acids. Gene Ontology annotation, biological process: negative regulation of apoptotic signaling pathway. The transcript has 12 exons. Gene Ontology annotation, cellular component: endoplasmic reticulum; Golgi apparatus. Lineage: Eukaryota; Metazoa; Chordata; Chondrichthyes; Myliobatiformes; Myliobatidae. The record is from RefSeq and is a predicted model, not a curated record.
GGGAGUGAGAUGACUAGCGGGUCGGCUCAGUGUGCGUCCCCGCCCUGCCCUCGUUGUCUCCUCCCUCUUGCUCGCUCUUCGGUCCCAGCCCAAAGAACCGAGGACGAAGCAUCGCCCAGCAGGCGCUCCUAGGGGUGUUGCUGUUUGACGUCGGGACCAGGAAUCGGAAAAGAGUUGGGAACAGGAUGACUACCCCGAGCGCUCCGCCCUCCUAUGAGGAAUCAGUCGACCCCUUGUAUCCUCCUCCACACGGGGCAGGGUACCCCGCGUCCAGACCCUACCCACCGAAUUACGGGCCUGCCUACCCUCCUGGGGAGAGCCUCCCAUACCCCCCCGCCGGGAAUGCGGGCUACCCAUCGAGCUUCCCCCAGCCAGGACCUCCCAUGGGCCCCCCGAUGAUGCCAACUCUCCCUCUGAAUCCGACGUGGCCUGGAGGUAACUCGGGACCUUAUGGGAGCUCCACGUCCAACCCUGAGGAGGGUAACGAGGGCUUCACCGCCAGUUCCUGGGACGACCGCAGGGUUCGACACGCCUUUAUCCGCAAGGUGUACUUGAUCCUCACAGCCCAACUGUUUGUCACCUUUGGGAUUGUGGCUGUCUUCACGUUCAGUGAAACUGUCCAAAACUUCGUUCAGAAAAACUCGGCCAUCUACUGGGCAGCGUAUGCCGUGUUCUUUGUGGUCUACAUUGUCCUGGUCUGCUGUGAGGGACCCAGGAGGAAGUUUCCCUGGAAUGUGAUCCUUCUGGCUAUAUUUACAUUGGCCAUGUCAUAUAUGACCGGGAUGAUUGCCAGCUUCUACAACACUAGGUCUGUCUUCCUCUGCUUCGGAAUCACCGGCCUGGUGUGUCUGGGAGUCACUGUAUUCUGCUUCCAGACAAAGGUAGAUUUCACAUCGUGUGGCGGUUUGUUCUGUGCUCUCGGAAUUGGCCUGUUUGUCUCUGGGAUCGUGGUCACCAUCAUCCUGUCGUUCAAAUAUAUUCCAUGGCUCCACACAGUGUAUGCUGCAAUCGCUGCCAUCGUCUUCACCCUGUUCUUGGCAUUUGACACCCAGCUGAUCCUGGGGAACAGACGACACUCUAUCAGUCCAGAGGAGUAUGUCUACGGUGCUCUGAGGCUCUACACAGACAUUGUGAACAUCUUCAUCUACCUUCUUCAGCUGUUUGGCUCCAGAUAAUGGCAGAGGGAGAGGCUGUGACCCAACCCUCUUUCUCGGACUCUCUCCACCUCUCCCUUGUGUAAAAUAGUCCACUGCGUCUCAGGUUAGCUUAGGCUAUUGGUCCUAUUGCUGGAGUUCCCAGUGUCAUGGGAAGGAUGUCCCUCUCACGCACUCGCCCUCCAAUGUUGUAAAUAGCAGAAGGUUUCGGAAACACUCAGAUGGCUGGACAGCCUCUGUGAAGAAAGAAAGAGAGCGAAUGUUUCAGGGCAGUGGGUUCCACUACAGGUUCAGUCUGGUUCAUUUUCUUUAGACUAGCCCUUCCAGUUCUGACCCAAAACACGGAACGUAGAAUUGUACCGUGCAGUACGGACCCUUCAAACUUGUGCUGACCUGUGUCUCCUCCAGGUGCUCUGGUUUCCUCCCACAGUCCAAUGAUGUACCGGGUAGUAGGUUAAUUGGUGAGUGUAAAUUGUCCUGUGAUUAGGCUCGGGUUAAAUAAGUGGGUUGCUUGGUGAAUCAGCAUGUUGAUCCAUUUAUUCUAUCAAUCAGUCAAUUAAUAAACAAACAUACUCCAUAAUCAAUCUAACCUUUCCCUCCUACACAGCGCCAUAGCCUCCCUUUCUCUUCUAUUCAUGUGCCUAAAUCUCUUCAAUGUCCCUGUUGUAUCAGCCUCUACCACUACCCCUACCCCGGCAACAAAUGCCACUCACCCAAAACUUAAAAGUACAGUAAAUUUAUUUAUUAUGAAAGUACAGAUAUGUCACCACAUACUACCCAGAGAUUCAUUUUCUUAUGGGCAUUCAUAGUAGAUACAAAGAAACACAAUACAAUCAAUAAAAAUACUGUUGCGUAGCUGUCGGCACAAUGCUAUCACAGCUCAGGGCAUCAAUGUUUGGGGUUCAAUUCCAACGUUUGUGCGUUCCUUUGGGUGCUCUAGUUUCCUCCCAAGUUCUAAAGAAGUAGUGGUUAGUAGGUCACUGUAAAUGUUCCUGUGAUAAGGCGAGGGUUAAAUAGGUGGGUUGCUGGGUAGUGUGGCUCAUUGGGCUGAAAGGCCUGUUUCGCUCUGUAUCUCUAAGUUAAUAAAUGAAAAUAAAUUUUAAGAACCUCCCACAAGCAAAGAUGGGCAAACAUCCAAUGUGGAAAAGAAGACAAUCUGUGCAAAUACAAAAUGAUAACGCCAAGGAAUUUACAGUUUCUGACCCUGUCCACCUCCAAUCCCCUGAUGAGGACUGGCCCGUGAAUUUCUGGUUUCCUCCUCCUGAAGUCAGUGGUCAGGUUUUGCUGGCAUUGAGUGAGAGGUGGUUACUGUGGCACCAAUCAGCCAGACUUUCGGUCUCCUUCCUCUGUGCUGAUUUGUCAUCGCCUUUGAUUCGGCCAACGACAGCAACAUCAGUGACGCUGUAAACAAACUUAACAAUGGCUUUGGAGCUGUGCUUAGCCUCCGAGCCAUAACUGUCAAGCCAUUGGAGCUGGAGGCUGAGCACACACGGCCUUGUGGGGCACCUGUGCUGAUGGAGAUCGUGGGGAUGUCAUUGACAAUCUGAACUGACUGGAGUCUGCAAGUGAGGAAAUUGAGAAUCCAGUUGCAUGAGGCCAAAGUCUUGGAGUUUACUGAUUAGUUUUGAGGGGAUGAUGGUAUUGAAUGCUGAGUUGCCGUCUAUGAAGAGCAUCUGAUGUGUGCAUCUUACCUGUCCAGAAGUGCAGGGUUCAGCAAAGAGUCAAUGAAUGGCGUCUGCUGUUGGUCUAUUGUGACGGUAGGCAAAUUGGAAUGGAUGCAAGUUGCUCUUUAGGCAGGACUUGGUAUGCUUCAUGACCAAUCUCUCAAAGCACUUAAUCACAGUGGAUGUUCUUCCGACGUCACCUCUAAAUGUUCUUCUACUCACCUUACACACUUCCAAGUAUUCUUGCAGUCAACCAUUUCUGGAGCAGAGAGUCUCCUUUAUGCCCGACACUUGUUAUCCUGAUGAGCUGGAGGGCAAGUGGAUUAUUCUGAUGCAAGCCAAGGGAGAUUCCAAUCUUCCUCUCCCUCCCUAGCUCCCCCAUGCAAGGAUGUAAUACUGAGGCUUUAUAAGGCAUUGUUAACACUGCACUUGGAGAAUGAAGCUUUUCAUUCCAGGAUGAAGGAGAUAUCUUCCUUUUUUAAAGAAAGGGGCUUCCCUUCUUCCAGAAUAAACUGUGCCCUCAAACGCAUCUCUCCUAUUUCAUGCACAUCUGCUCUCACCCCAUCCUCCCGCCACCCCGCUAGGAAUAGGGUUCCCCUUGUCCUCACCUACCACCCCACCGGCCUUCGUGUCCAACAUAUAAUUCUCCAUAACUUUUGCCAUCUACAAUGGGAUCCCACCACCAAGCACAUCUUUCCCUCCCCCCCCCCCACUUUCUGCUUUCCCAGGGAUCGCUCCCGAUGCAACUCCCUAGUCCAUUGGUCCCCCCAUCCCUUCCCACUGAUCUCCCUCCUGGCACUUGUCCUUGUAAGCGGAACAGGUGCUACGCCUGCCCUUACACUUCCUCCCUCACUACCAUUCAGAGCCCCAGACAGUCCUUCCAGGUGAGGUGACACUUCACCUGUGAGUCGGCUGGGGUGAUAUACUGUGUCCAGUGCUCCCAAUGCGUCCUUCUAUAUAUUGGCGAGACCCGACGCAGACUGGGAGAUCGUUUCGCUGAACACCUAUGCUCUGUCCACCAGAGAAAGCAGGAUCUCCCAGUGGCCACACAUUUUAAUUGCACGUCCCAUUCCCAUUCUGAUAUGUCUAUCCACGGCCUCCUCUACUGUCAAGAUGAAGCCACACUCAGGUUGGAGGAACAACUCCUUAUAUUCCGUCUGGGUAGCCUCCAACCUGAUGGCAUGAACAUUGACUUCUCUAAUUUCUGUUAAUGCCCCUCCUUCCCUUCUUAACUCAUCCCUUAUUUAUUUUUUUCUCCCUCUCCCUCUUACAAUACAAUAACUCCUUGCCUGUCCUCCAUCUGCCUCUGGUGCUCCCUUCCCCCUUUCUUUCUUCCAAGGCCUACCGUCCCAUGAUGAUACUCCUUCUCCGGCCUUGUAUCCCUUUUGCCAAUCAACUGUCCAGCUCUUGGCUUCAUCCCUCCCCCUCCUGUCUUCUCCUAUCAUUUUGGAUCUCCCCCUCCCACUUUCAAAUCUCUUACUAUCUCUUUUUUCUGUUCAUCCUGAUGAAGGGUCUCGACCCGAAACGCUGACUGUACUUCUUCCUAUAGAUGCUGUCUGGCCUGCUGCGUUCCACCAGCAUUUUGUGUGUGUGGGAGUAUUUUGAGCAGUUUUGUGCUGAAGAAAGAUGUGCUGGCAUUGGAGAAGGUUCAGAGAGGUUCACUAGAAUGAUCCUGGGAAUGAAAGGGUUAGCAUAUGAGGAAUGGUUUAUGACUCUGGGACGGCACUCGCUGGAGCUCAGAAAAAUGAGGGGGAAUCUCAUUGAAACCUAUUUAAUGUUGAAAAACCUAGAUAGAAUGCACGUGAGGAGGAUGUUUCCUUUAGUGGGGGAAUCGAGGACCAGGUUGCACAGCUUCAGAAUACAAGGACGUCCCUUUAGAACAGAGAUGAGGGAUUUCUUUAGCCAGAAGGUGGUGUAUCUGUGGAAUUUGUUGCCACCAGCGCCUGUGGAGCCCAUGUAUGUGGGUAUAAAGAGGGGGUUAGUAGGUUCUUGAUUUGUCAGGGCACCAAAGGAUACAGGGAGAAGGCAUGAGAAUGGGGAUGAAAAGGAAAAUAAGUCAGCCAUGAUUGAAUGAUAGAACAGACUUGAUAGGCCAACUUAUCUAAUUCUGCUCCUAUGUCUUAUGAAUGUAAUUGGGCUGCACAAGCUUGUUGGGCUAGAAGGGCCGGCUGUGGUACUGUAUUUCAAAAUAAAAAUAAUUGGAGGAAAUUGGAGCAUCUGGAGGAAACCCAUGUGGUUAUAGGGAGAAGGUACAAACUCUACACAAACAGUACCCAGGGUCAGGGUUGAACAUGUGUCUCUAGCACUGAGAGGUAAUAGUUCUUCCAUCUGUCUGACUGGAAUCGGACACUGUAUAACCACAGGUACAUUUAAGUUUAUUGUCAUCUGACUGAACGUAUGUACAACCAAACGAAACAACAUUCCUCCAGACCACGGUGCACUCACACAUAGCACAUAGGACAAAAUAUUACCAUAAAUAAGUUCAUAAAAUAUAAUUCAAAAUGUGGUGCAUGGCACAAGCAAACAGUACAGUGAACAGUAAACAGCUCACCGUCCUUAGUGAUGAGAUCUCGGUGCUGGCAGAGUAUUGAUCAGUCUUACAGCCUGGGGGAAGAAGCUGUUACCCAGUCUGGCAGUCCUAGUCCUGAUGCUCCUGUACCUCCUUCCAGAUGGUAGUGGGUCAAAGAGAUUGUGGGAUGGGUGGUAGGAAUCAUCAACAAUGCUUUGGGUCCUUCAUAUAAAACACACCUGAUAAAUGUCACAAAUCGGGAAGAGAGAGAACCUACUUGGCAGUUUUUAACCAUCCUACUUUUGACGUUACGAUGGAAGGAAGAUCAUCAUCAAGUUUACUGCAAAUGUUGAUUGCACCCGUAUCUCUCGCGCCGUGAGGCAGUGUUUCAUUUGGCUGUGCUGCCCAGUGUUGUGACUGGAAUUGGACAUUGUGUAACUAUCGCUUUGUUUUCCUGAUUUUCACCUUAUGAUGGGAGGAAGAGCAUCAUCAAGUUUACUGCAAGCAUAGAUUGCUACUGCUUUUUUUUUACCUUAUUUACCAGUUACAAGUCUGCUUAAAGUGCUGGAAAUCUGUAUAAUAUUGUAUUAAAAUAUUAUUGAUAAUAACGAUUAGAUUUAUUUGUCACAUACACAUUACAACAUAUUGUGAAUGCAACAUUUAGCAUCAACAACC